Messenger RNA from Caenorhabditis remanei, 306 nucleotides. RefSeq lists its product as uncharacterized. Bases 1 to 306 code for a protein of 101 amino acids. NCBI's taxonomy places the organism in Eukaryota, Metazoa, Nematoda, Chromadorea, Rhabditida, Rhabditidae. The transcript has a single exon. The record is from RefSeq and is a predicted model, not a curated record.
AUGACGGAGUUCCAGCACAACCAUAAUCAAAAGGACCACCAGGACCGCCAGAAUAGCCAGAACGCCGAGUUAAACGAGGACCACCAGAAACUGAUGACUUACCUGAAAGUUCAGAACAUGUCGGGCCAAUCGAAAAUUCAGGAGGACCCGGUCUCCCAGGAUACCCAGGAAACGAAGAACAUCGAGAAUCAAAAGGAGAUAAGGAAGACUGUGGUAUUCCAGGAGCGUCAGGAGUUGCUGGGCUACCAUGAGCUUCAGGAUUUUCAGAACCAAAGGAAGAGACAAAGACUGAAGGCCAUCACUUGA